Molecule: messenger RNA, 146 nt
Organism: Sphaeroforma arctica JP610
Lineage: Eukaryota; Ichthyosporea; Ichthyophonida
Exons: 2
Source: RefSeq, a predicted model, not a curated record
AUGGUAGUGGAGUCAACAGAGGAUGAGACCACUGGGAAAUUCAACCAAGCCAGCCGAGUGUUCCAUCGCCGGUUCGAUAUGCCCGCCAAUGAGAACUUAGUCAACUACUACAGCAGCUCGUUUUGGCGCGAAAUGCCGCGCCAAGG